Messenger RNA from Beta vulgaris subsp. vulgaris (sugar beet), 3630 nucleotides. RefSeq names its product pentatricopeptide repeat-containing protein At2g16880. The record is from RefSeq and is a predicted model, not a curated record. The transcript is spliced from 2 exons. Gene Ontology annotation, molecular function: protein binding. The coding region runs from base 49 to 2172 and encodes 707 amino acids. Lineage: Eukaryota; Viridiplantae; Streptophyta; Magnoliopsida; Caryophyllales; Amaranthaceae.
CCCUUCUUAUACCCCUUCUCAGUUUCCUCACCAAUUGAUGAAAAAACAAUGGUGGGAACUCCAAAUCCACCAGCCAAAUUAUCUCUAUCCUCUCUCCUCACACUCCUCCCUAACUUGUUCAAAUUCAACAAAUUCUCCGAUGCAAAAUCCCACCUACUCUCUUUUAUUUCCUGUGAUUCUCAACACACUCUUCACAAUCACCUUCUUCACCCUUCAUCUCACCUCCCUUCUCCUACAAAAGCCCUCUAUGAUACUGCAAUUGCUGCUUAUUGUCAAUUAGGAAAUCCCCAUUUUGCCCUUCCCGUCUUCAAGAAGAUGAAGCGUCUGAAACUCAAGCCAAAGUUGCUGACUUGCAACACCUUGCUAAAUUCAUUUGUAAAGUACCCUUCUUCCCAUUCUCUUUCUAGUUGUAGAGAAUUGUUUGAUGAUAUGUCUCGAAUAGGUGUCGCCCCUAAUGUUAAUUCAUUUAAUAUUUUGAUUAAUGGGUAUUGUUCGCAAUUUCGAUUUAAGGAUGCUAUGGAUGUGCUUAAACUUAUGGGUGAGUCUAGUUGUUUUCCUGAUAAUGUAACUUAUAAUACUAUUUUAGAUGCUUUGUGUAAGAAGGGUAGGUUGAAUGAAGUUAGAGAUUUGUUGGCUGAUAUGAAGGAUAAAGGGUUGGUUCCUAAUAGGAAUACUUAUAAUAUAUUGAUUAAUGGGUAUUGUAAGAUGGGUUGGUUGAAGGAGGCGGCUCAAGUUAUAGAUUUGAUGACGCAGAAUAAUAAUCUGCCUGAUGUUUGGACUUAUAAUAUGUUGAUUAAUGGGUUGUGUAAUGAUGGGAAGAUUGAUGAGGCUUUUAGGAAGCGAGAUGAGAUGAAUAAGUUGAAAUUGUUGCCGACUGUAGUUACUUAUAAUACGUUGAUUAAUGGUUGUCUUAAGUUUAGGGAUAGUAAAGAGGCAUUUGGAUUGAUGGAUGAAAUGAGUGAUAGGGGAGUUGAGAAAGAUGUUGUUACUUACAACAUAAUGAUUAAGUGGUUUUGUGACCAAGAGAAGAUUGAGGAUGCAACAGAUGCAUUGAAGAAGAUGGAAGAGAGUGGGGUUUUGCCGGAUAGUGUGACUUAUAAUACUUUGAUUAAUGCAUACUGCAAAUUGGGGAACUAUGGAGAAGCUUUCAAGAUUAUGAGUCAGAUGGGUAGGAAGGGCUUAAAGAUGAAUACUUUUACAUUAAAUAUGUUUCUUCAUACUCUUUGUGAGGACAAGAGGCUUGAUGAGGCUCACCAGCUUCUCAAUAGUGCCAUUAGACGGGGUUAUAUGCUUGAUCAAGUGAGCUAUGGCACUUUGAUGACAGGGUACUUCAGGGUUGAAAAGGAGGAAAGUGCUGUGAAGGUCUGGGAGGAGAUGAAAGAGAAAGGGAUCAUUCCAAGUAUUGCCACUUAUAAUUCUUUUAUUGCAGGACUCUGCAAAUUAGGAAAAACUGACCAAGCAAUUAACAAGUUGAAUGAACUUCUAGAGAAUGGACUUUUCCCAGAUGAGACUACAUACAACACCAUUAUCCAUGGGUACUGCUGGGAGGGUAAGGUUGAGGCAGCGUUUCAAUUUCACAACAAGAUGGUGGAGAAUGCAUGUAAGCCUAAUGUGUAUACAUGUAAUAUUCUUCUACGUGGACUUUGCACUGAUGGAAUGCUCGAAAAAGCUAUUAAGCUGUUCCAAACAUGGGUUUCAAAAGGCAAAGAAGUUGAUGUAGUCACUUAUAAUACAUUGAUAACUAGUCUAUGCAAGGAAGAAAGACUUGAAGAUGCAUUUAACCUCGUCAAGGACAUGAAGGAAAAUGAGCUGGAACCAGAUCAGUACACUUAUAAUGCCAUUUUCAAUGCUCUUGUCCGUGCAGGGAGGACAACGGAAGCAGAAGAAUUUAGGGAAAAUAUGAUUCAGGCUGGCAAGUUACAGGAUCAAUCCUCACAGCUUGAAAAGACUGUAACAGAUGAGACUGAUGUGGCUGGAGUGGAGUCAAUUUCUUACGGUAAAGACUUUUUAGAGAAGAUAAAUCAACUGUGUAAGGAAGGUAGGUACAAGGAAGCGAUGGACAUAUAUCAAGAGGCUACCCACAAAGGAGUUGCUGUUGAUAAGACAACUUAUUUCACUUUGAUUGAGGGCCUCCUGAAGAGAAGAAAAGCCUUAUCAAAGGGAGCUCAUUGACAUCAGAUGCUUUGAUGGUUUCUCAUGACCAAAUUGCUUUCACAGAUGAGGCAUUUAGAUGUGAAUCAUCCUAUAACUGGGCUGAGUGUCACAAGGUUCGCUGUGAAGCUUUUCCUGUAACAUGUUAACAUGUAUCAUGAAUGGCAAGGUUCCAAUUCGAUAUCAUGACCACCAUUGUUGAUUGCAUCUGAGAAGUUGGUGUUUUAGAUGAGCGUUCUAUGUAGUUUUCUGAGAAGAAAGUUGUUACAUUAAUCAAGAGGUCUGCAACUACAGUUGGGUCCUUGUUGAGCUGAAAGGUUGAGUGAGAUUGCCUGAGCAUGGUUUUACCGCCAGUGUUUCUUCGCGGUAAUUGGACAGCACCAGGUAACACUGCACUGUUAUUUUGCUCUAUCAUCAACUGCCUUACUUGAACUUCGGAAGCUGGCAUUUCCUGGAGAGACCUGUAAGCGCACCUUUUUUCCCUCACCUUUGGUGUGUUAUAAAUCGUUUGCUGUUGUUACACAAUGGACGCCACCAAGUUUUUGAGUAGUUUGAAGUCAGGAACAACCAUUCGUGGACGGUCUUUUAAACAUUUUAUGGAGAUCUUGGCUAUGUAACCCAGACGGUACUCGUAUCAGAAUUGGGUUCAUGCCCAAGUGUCCGACUUGGCAAUUCCUUGAAAGUUUUGCGUGAUUUAGGCCCAAAAUGGAGUGAGUGUUUAUAUUCAUGUUGGAGUGUUGAGGGUCGGACAUGGGUACUUAACGUAAAAUGAAGAGUCCAAGUAACAUGAUAUCUUAUGGCUAGGUACGAGAAUUAACGACUAAUGUAUGUCUCUUUGCACAUUUUUCUACAAAUUGCAAAGGUUAGAAGCACAACCCAAUAAGGAUCUCCCAUUGGUGUCCUCUUGAUGGCGAGAACAUCAGGAAGUGGUUAUUUUGCUGAGUACACCAAGGUGUUGUUUGGUUGACAUCCAAUUAUUUAGGAAUUGCAAGUUCCUAGGAAGUGCAAAUAUAAGAAGUUGUUUGUUUAACUAGAGCAUAGGAAGUGGAACUUCGUAGGAAGUUCAACUUCCCACACAAUGGGGGAAGUUGCUUACCUAGUCCCCCGUAAGUAAGUGUCACUUCUCAUGGGAAUUCCAUCUUCCCAUAGCCUACCAAACAAUUUUGCUUACUUCCUAGGAAGUGAAAUAUCACGGGAAGUGAAAUUUCAUGGGAAGAUCAACUUCCCAAAUGCAACCAAACGAUACCCAAUACUUCUAGAAGAAGAGAGUAAAUUAAUAGUUUGAGUAUAGUGAUUUUUUAUGUAAGUCUAAACACUUGGUCUCUUGAAUACUUUUCUUAGCUCAUGAUUAGUUUUCCUUGUUUUCUGGCUAGCACUGCAGUAUGACAUUUUCACAGUUUAAGCUUUACCGAUUUGCUGUUUUUUUCAGUGAUCGAUCUAGAAAAACAUAUUAGUUGGUAUAAAAUAUUUUUUUCCUUA